This is a messenger RNA of Anopheles maculipalpis, 1771 nucleotides long. RefSeq lists its product as uncharacterized. The transcript has 2 exons. Bases 53 to 1771 code for a protein of 572 amino acids. NCBI's taxonomy places the organism in Eukaryota, Metazoa, Arthropoda, Insecta, Diptera, Culicidae. The record is from RefSeq and is a predicted model, not a curated record.
GUAGAUUCGCGGAAUUGGAGAUGAAAAUCGUGCAUGGGCUUGGUAUUGUAAAAUGUCCACCGAAAUAAAGACAACGAACGUUGAGGAAGUGCUGCCAAACGAUGAAGAUUUAGGGCGGCGAAACUGCCGUUGGAGAGAGCUCGUACAGAAAUACGAAGAAACCACACAAAAUCAAUCAGACCACAGUAUGGAUAUCGAUACGGCGAUGGGCAUGCUCGAUCAGGACAUGAGCGACGAAAGCUCAGUCAGUGACGUUCUGGAAGCGUCGUCGGACGAGCAAAGCCCACCGGAGGACGUAGAAGAGAUUCAGCGGCAGCUUAAGGUGGCCGUUCCGUUGCGCAAGCGAGAGUGGGAAGCGAACGGGCUGAAGGAAAUUCUGGAUGACAACGAGUUUCGCAUGCUUAGCCACGAAAAGGUGGAGAAUUGGUUGCGGAAUCAUAUGCACAGCAUCACCGGCCACUACAACGUGCACUACCAGACCGAGCAGGUUACGACGGUAACGGAGACGGAGACGCGCAUGGACGCGGAUGCCGAUUCGCUCUAUUCAGUCGACACAGCCCAGUACAUCCGCUCAAACAAGCAAAUCAGCAACAAGCUCAAGGUGACUACUAUGAUCAAGCAGUACUCGGUGACGAGUUCAGUGCGCCGUCUCACCAGCCUUGGCAUCAUAAUGGAUGAUCAGAAAAGUGAUCUGGCUAAUUCCCGUUUGUCGCUGCCACUGCCCCGAACACUUACCAAAUCGGACAGUGCGUGCGACGUUAAGAAAGCCUUGCCACAGUACAGUCAUGAUCCGAGACAGAAAGCAGCGAUCGACAAACAAUCUUCGCGAACGAUCGGUUCACCUGUUACGAAAAAAACAACAACUCACACGACAAAGGCGGAACGUCGCGAUCGACGCAAAGUGUUCAAAAAAACGGUUCCCCGCAAGAGGCCGGGUGCAUCAUCGGGUGAACGUGCAACAGCGCCGGCUAAACAGCGGUACGAUCCUGAUCAGAUGUACGUCAAAGCUUUAGAGCAGUGUGCACGCCAGAAGAGAGCGAAACCGAUUUCCCAGCGGAAGGUGUCCCAACGGUUCGCCAACCGGAUGCAGUUUACUUCCACCUCGUCUUCAUCGGAAAGCGAUAGCGAUGAGGUGUUUUUUACUCCAUUCGCAGCUCGCGAUCGAGUACCGUCCAGUUCGCGGAUGAAGCCGCUUCCUCCGACUGAUCCGCAGCAGCAGCCGUCUCCAGCGGUUGUGGCACCGAAGGACAAACUGGUGAUCAUAUCGCCCAGCAAAACGGCAUCCCCCACAGAGCGGGAAAUUGUCGGUUCGCUUCAAUCUAUCACGCUUGGCGCUUCCAAACGACAGCGGGCCGAGCCGGCUGGUCCGGCUCCUGCCGCACCGAGCUGUUCGGAGCCGGCCAAGAAGCGGGUCGAGCUGUUUAAGAACGGCUUCUACUUCGAGGAAGGGUUGGUCAUCUAUCGGCCCAAAACUAUACGCCCCGAUGCGGCCCAAAGUGAGCGGAUCCAGCUGCUCGUUGGUGAUCUCAAUUUGACGGGCGUCACGAAGCAACGCCAUCUGGACAAGUUCCAAGCGUUCAACCAUCGCGUCCACCCAAACUCGACCGUGUGCUUCUAUCCGACCGAUUCAUCCGACACAGCUGAAUCGUCCGAUACAUCGACCGAAAACUCCUAUGAAGACGAUCCCAUCAGCACAUUCCGGCCGCGCAACACCGAACGGCUGAAUGUGGUGGAGAUUCCCUACCGUCCGCGUGCGACGGACAAGAAGUGA